Molecule: messenger RNA, 1017 nt
Organism: Phytophthora sojae
Lineage: Eukaryota; Oomycota; Peronosporomycetes; Peronosporales; Peronosporaceae
Exons: 5
Coding region: 1-1017 (338 amino acids)
Source: RefSeq, a predicted model, not a curated record
AUGUCCAGCGACGACGAGGUGAUAUCGCAACACUGGCUGGUGUCCAAGAUUUUCCUCUCGUACCUCAUCGCCGUCACGGGAAGCUUCUGCACGAUCCAGCUCAUGGAGAAAUGGCGCAGUGCGAUUGAGACCAGGGACAAGCUCGUUCUGAUGAUUCUCUCUUCGGUUGCUCUGGGUGGUUGCGGAAUUUGGUGCAUGCAUUUCACCGGCAUGAACGCACUUGAGUUGACACGAGAGGACGGGUCCGUACUGACGGUGGAUUUUGAGGCUGGUUUGACGAUCCUCUCCUUCAUCUGCGCCGUUGGGGGAGUGUUCGUUGGCCUCAAAAUCGCGUCUGCUGACCCAUUCUUCCUCGAGUUGGAGCAGGAAAAGCGCAAAAACAUUCUGGUGAAAGAUCUGGCGACCACGGCCAUGUCGGACGUCGUGAACAAGCAGAAAGUUGCCAAACGCAUCAAGCUCAUCGCCCUCUUCUCGCGUCUACCCAGAAUUGCAGGCGGGGGCCUCUUUGCCGCUCUCGGUGUGCUCGUCAUGCAUUACCUGGGUAUGAUGGCUCAAAGAACGCAAGCCAGUAUGACGCUGACUGCCGGAGUUGUGGUGGUGUCGGUCCUCAUCGCAUUCUUCACCGCCACGGCUGCGUUCUGGAUCCUGUUUCGAGCGCUGACAUUCUUCCAGGACAGCGAGUUGCUCCGAUUAGGCAGCGCUCUGAUCAUGGGUAUCGCAGUUUGUGGGACCCACUAUUCUGGAAUGGGAGCUGCCAGCUACACGUUCAUUGAGGAUGGGAUGGGGAGUGGAGGAGUUAAUUUCAAGGGCUCUCAGGCCGCCAUCCUGGCGUCGCACGGUUCACUGCUGUUCUGCUAUUGGGUGAUGACAUGGAGUGUGGCUUCGAGUGUGCGCAACAUCGCGUCCAUGACCUCAAACCUGAGCAAGCGCAGCCGCCCCCUCAAGAACCCCGUCGUCAGGCCCCCAGCAAUCGGUGGCCGAGAUGGAUCGCAAGUCGUCGGAAAGCGUAUUCAAUGA